Symbiodinium natans is the source of this 7725-nucleotide messenger RNA. Lineage: Eukaryota; Dinophyceae; Suessiales; Symbiodiniaceae. The record is from the annotation of a GenBank genome assembly.
AUGGCUGGCAGAGAUUUUGAUGCCGUGCCGACGUGGAAUGGAGAUCCAGGGACCUUUCAGACAUUUGAAGUGGCCUGCAAGUGGUAUGAGAAGACCUUGAAAGACACUGAGCGGCGAGGUGCAGCAGCGAGAGUGUGGAGUCGCCUUACCGGCCCCGCAAAGAGCGUGGUGCGGCAUUUGUCGCCCGACGAGUUUGAUGUCUCCAAUGGACUCUCGAAACUGUUGCAGGUGCUUCGAAGCUCCCCGUUGCAGACUUUGCCAAUACCGGAUUCCUUCAGCAAGCUGGAGCGGUGGCAUCAGCUGCGGCGGAAGGAGGGCGAGUCCAUCCCAGAGCUGAUUGUGCGGGAGGAUGACCUCUUCCGAGAGCUGCAAGCAAGCCUUUUGAGAUCGAGGGCUCGAGUGGAAAAGAUUGCUUCGUCCACGACACCCUCGACACCGGCCUCACCGAGUUCAGCAAAGGCCACUGAGAAGAAGGAAGAGGAGCCCGCUGCUGAUGGAGCUGGUUCCGCUGAGCCCGUCAAGGAGCCAGGUGGUGAUGAUGAGGUGCAUCGGCACCUUGGCUUCUUUGAAGACGAGCUUCGUGGGUUCCGCCUGCUGAAGGCGGCCGGCCUGACGAAUGACCAGAGAAUGCAAGUGCUCACGCUCACAGCCAAUGUUGUUUCCUUCGACCGGAUCCGCCAAGCGCUCCGAGCGUUGUAUGACGAAGAGGACCCCUCCGCCAAGCAUGCCCGACGAAAAGGGGUUUGGUAUGCGUCUGAAGAUUGGGAAGAAGAUGUUCUCUGGCAAGGAGGCGGCGAUGAUUGGCUGUGGGAGGACUGGGCCUGGGACGAUGAGACUUCGUACUGGGCUGAGUGGUCCGAGUGGCCAAGUGACGCAGGAUGGCAGGGCGAAGAUGGUGCUGACGUCGCUGGAACUGAGCCUCCAGUUGAAGGGGCCCCUGGCGAAGAAGAGGAGGCGCUGGUGGUGCAGGAGCAAGAGGCUGCUGUGUUGGCGGCAGAAGCAGCCAAGACGCUGCAGGAAGCACGUCAAGCCAUCCAGAAAGUUCGGGCGGCUCGGGGCUAUUACCCCCUGGGCGGCAAGAAAGGCGGCCUCUCGGGACAUGCGGCAAAGGGGAAGUCCUCAGCCAAGGGCCUUGGCAAGGGCAAGGGCAAGUCAUCAGGCAAGCCGUCUGGAAAGGGUGGCUGCCUGAUUUGCGGCCGCUUUGGCCAUUUCUUCCGAGAUUGCCCAAAUAGGCAUGCGAAAGGAGCGGGCAAGCUUGGCAAGAAAGGUGCUAACAUGUGGAUGGACCAGGUCUACCAUAUGUACUUCAUUGACGCUCCGGCUGAGAACCUCCCCGAGACCGAGCCCAUGGAGCCGAUUCUCGACCGCAUCGUAGAGCCGACCGACGCCGACUUGGAGAAGCAGAACCUGCAGUUCCACCAGGUCGACCCCUUGCUGACGAUUCCGGACAAGUUCGAGCAAGCCCUGGUGCUGAGCUUGGAGACCGCAAUGAUGGCGGCCGUCGAUGGAACGCCAGGCUUCAUCCUGGACACUGGUGCGACAGAGAACGCAGUUGGAGUGAAGACCCUGCAGACAAUGAUUCAGAGAACUGGCGUUCAGCACAUGGUGACGCUCGACGACCGCCCCGUCUUCAAGUUUGGCGAUGGUUUGAGUUUGCGGGCCUGUUCGAAAGUGACCUUGUUCGGGACGGGCCUGGGGGAAGUUCACUUCUACACCUUGGACGGCGACCACAGGCCACAAACUCACAAUGCUGAGAACACUCCGGCACUGCUCGGCAGCAAGUUUUUGAGAGAGGCUAGGGCGACAAUUUCGUACGAUCGGCUUUGUUUGUGGUUUCAGGAUAGAAGAAGCACCCUAUGGGCCACAGAACUUCUCCAGACUCAGUCCGGGCAUCUGAUGAUUCCUGUUGCUGGGCGUCUUUUGGACCUGACUUCCUUUCGGCUGAAGGUCGAGCAGGAACAUGGUGUGCGGCUUCCUCAUGCUGCGACUUGUUUGAUGGACAUUUUGUUCACUCCAGGUGCUCUUGAAGCACUUCGUGAUGCGCAGAGCAAGCAGCCCGGAUGCAGCAAAAAGAUUGAAGAUAGCCUCGAGGAAGGUUCAGACAUGUCAAGUGCUUGGGGGACAGAGUCAGCAGAGCAAGUCCUGGCCGCAUUCCCUUUCGGCAAGCACGCAGUUGAGCCGAUUCAUGUUGUUGAUCGCCCUCAGCUUUCGCAACGACUUCGAGACUUGAGUGCAGCUCCGUUCGACGACCCGCGCCAGAGUGGCUAUCCAUGCUGGACCAAGCACACUCCCGGCAACAAGCGCGAGAACCAGUACGCGACAUGGAUGGCGUGUGGAGUGUGCGGUCUUCGACUGCGCUACGAGACGAAGGGCAGCCGUGGCAAGACUCGAACGGCGGGUCCGACAGUGGCGGUGGUGCAGGAGGCCAUGGACGAGUUGGCCCUCGAGUUCCCCACUGGCGAGGUCAACGAGAGGAUGUGCUUGGGAAAGAUCCGCGAGGUCCAGGGCCGGCGCAUGGUGCAGAACGAGAAGGUGACCCUGGAGACGUUCAUGGAGAAGAAGGCCGGCUACACAGGACCGAGGGGAAUCUCGAUGUCUCCUCCGACUUUGUUCCAGUGCAAGGGCGCAACGGCAAAGGCCAGAGCGCUGACACCACCGACAUGCGAUGCACGACGCAGUGGAAGCCGCUCCUCGGACGCCGCUGUGGCUGCUCAGAAUGGGAAGUCAACGCCGCAGGAAAGUGUGCCUCGAGCCGAGCUGGAGGAGGCAUGGAUGACUAUUCAGGACCAGGAGAACAAGGUGGCGGCCCUCAAGAUGCGUCUGAAGGAAGCCCUUGGCGAAGAUGCGGCCAAGGACUCAGACCUGGACGACGCCGAGAACAUGAGCACGGAUGACUCUGGCCAGAGGGGUGUGGAGCGCCACUUUGGAACAGAGCCUGCGGCAACCUCACCGACACAGGGCCUUCAGGAGCGCAGCCGCGGUUUCACAGGUGCUGUUCGGCGCCAGUUGCACGCUGCAGGGGCUACUUACUUUGCGUCCUUGCUUUGCACCACGACCAUUCUGCUGAAUUCAAUAGAACCGGCAAACUUGCUGGAGAUCAAUGGAGCCCGAGCCAAUGGCCAUUUUGGAGCUGGCGCGGGCAACUUCGGCAUCACCUUCGACGGCUACUACCAGGAGACUGGGUGGAAGGUGGACAAGAAGGAUGUGGCGACCACGCUUGUGGCGAAAGUUGCGGAAGCCAAGCCGGCUUUCUUGUGGAUAGCGCCAGCAGUCCGAGGGGAAUCGUCCUCUUGGGAAGUUGGAGAAUCGCCUGGAGCCCGUCGAAACCGACAGAGAGGACAGCGACGCGCUUUGGAGUCAGCCAGAAUUCUUUCUGAAGCAGCCUGUAGGAGCAUCCAUGAAGGCAACGAGAUCGCCUGGGAGACUCCUAUGGACAUGAGCUACUGGAAGGAUAGUUUGGCCGAGCAGAACAUCAGGAAGGCUGCGACAGCAUGUGGUCGACCUCUACAUGUUCUAAUAGUUGAGGGAUGUCAUUAUCCUAAAACACAAGGGGCACAUGGGAAGCGAUGGCGAAUCCUGACGACGAGCCAUCAACUUGCUGCUGUCCUUCGACGAUGCCGGUGUCCUGGACACAAAGAACAUGAUGUCAUCACAGAGUCGGUUGCGUUUCCGGUGACCAUGGUGAAGGACAUCCUCGAGGGCAUCCAGUGGGAACUUCGACUUCAAGGACGAGACCUUCAACAGGAACUUCAGGAAUUCAUGCUCCAACCAGCCGACGAGAGCCCGAUCUAUGCCAUGACCUCUGGUGCACUUCCAGCCUUGGCCCCGAACGGUGCCAAAUUGAAGCAAGUGAAAGAGAACAUGCUGAGGCUACAUCGGGCGGCUGGACAUACAUCCUUCGAAAACCUGGCAAGGCUUCUUCAAAGGAGAGGAUGUCCGGAGUGGGCCGUGAAGAUGGCCAGGGAGCUGACGUGUGUGGAUUGCGCAGAAGUUCGCCAUCAACAUGGACCCCCGGCAGCUUCCGCUGAACCUCCUCCGGCCCUUUGGGAAACCCUGGGGAUGGAUGUCUUUGAGUAUGAGUACAAACGCAAUGGGACAAGGACCAAGGCGAAGUUCCUGCUCAUGAUCGAUCGGGCAAGUCGUUUUGUGAUGACGCACUUUCUGCAUGAGUACCCAGCCGAAGAGGCCUGGGAACCAAGCACAGCUGACAUCAAGCGAGCCGUGGUCAAGACAUGGAUGGCGGCGAACCCGAGCCCAAGGUGGCUGUACACGGAUGCGGCAGCUUACUUCACCAGCAGGGAGAUGAUCGACUUCGCCUCCCGCAGCGGCCUAGGGCUGAUGACAGCGCCCGCUGAAGCUCACUACUUGAUGGGCGUCGAAGAGCGAGCAAUUCAAGUGAUGAAGCGGACGGUGGAGAAGCUGGAGCUGGAAGAGCUCAACUUGGACAUUGGAGCUCUUUUUACCUUGGCUGCACAUGGCCACAACUCCUUUGUGCACUCGGCGACAGGAUAUAGUCCAUUUCAGUGGGCGAGAGGAUGGCAGCGUGAAGAUGCUCCUCCGGUUGGGCUAGAUCCAAGAAAAGCCUUCAGCAAAGUCCUAGCGCACAGGGCCACGGCGGAAGCAGCAUUUCUCAAAGCAGACGCGGGAAUCAAGUUGUCCAAGCUGUCAAAUUCGGUGGCAAGGCCAGUGCAGAGAUAUCAGGCCGGUGAUUUGUGCAUGCUGUGGCGUGCUCGCAUGAAUCGUCAACGAGGUGGAUGGACUGGUCCGCUUCGAGUGCUUUUGCAAGAAGGCACCACUGUUUGGCUAGCCACCGGAACCACACUCGUUAGAGCCAAGCUGAACCAAGUUAGGCCAACCACAGAACGCGAGAAGCUCGUUUCCUCUACCCAAGGAACCACCGUGUACCAGAACGCAGUCGGGCUGGAGAUUCUUCUUCGUGGAUACCGAGGCAAGCAUUUCCUGGAUGCCACCUCAGAGAACCCCGGCUUGGAGAUUGAGGAAGAUCUGAGUCCUGCCGACCGCCUGGUGGAGCCCGAGGCUCCUCGUGUUGGAGGAGAAAAGGACCGUUGGGUGGUCACUGAGACGAUGGUGAUUCGCAAACAUCUGGUUCCUAGGUUGUCCUUGUUCACUCCUGAUCGCACCAAAGACUGCCCGGUGCCGGAUGUAGGUCUGUCUGGGAGGAGAAGAACGGUCCUACAGAGGCCCGGAGGUGCCAAUAUCGUCCUCGACAACUACAAGACUGAAGAGAGGCCACGCCGGUCCCUGAUGGAGCGAUGGUGCGGCGAAACUCAGUUCGAGCGAGCUGGGCGGACGCUGCCGGAAGAAAUUGAGCAAAGAGCCCCGCAACAACGAGGUUCCCUUCCAGAAGUAAGAGAGUCACGUCCUGAACAACCAAGUUCUCCUCCAGAACAACGAGGUCCUGCAGCCGGCGCACGGCGAGGCUUAGAAGCCUCAUCUUCUUCGGUGUCUGGCCCCCCUGUGAAGAAAGAGCGGCGCAGCGAGUUGCCGCCCGACCAGGAUAUGGCUGAGAUCCCAGUGCCGCAACCUGCGCUGAGGUCCCAAGUCCUAGCCGAGGAGGCACCUGAGGCCGAGCCGGAAACUCCGGUUCCUCCUCAAGGUACACUUCAAGGAGUUUUACCCGCGCAACCAGACUUCCUGGAAGAGGAGCAUGCUAGCGCGGCCCCGUACUCCACCACCGACGAGGAGAGCAGCGACGAGGAGCUACGACCAGACGUUCCUCAGACAGAGCAAGCCCACUAUUCGGUGCCGCCUGAGAAGUAUGCGUGCUACGCUUGUGAGAUUAGCCUCACUGAGCGGGACCUCAAGAAAAUCACGAAACGGCCUCGAAAAGCUACCGCUUGGUUAUCGCAAAAGAUGAUAGAAAAGAGCAGAGAAGUACACUGGAGGUCGUUGACGCAACCUCAGAAGGAGGAGUACGACGAAGCCAUGUCCAUAGAGGUGAGCAACGUAAUCCGCGAGCGAGCUGCCAGAGCUUUGACAGCCCAGGAGAUCUGCGACCUGGACUACAACAAGAUAAUGAACAUGAGGUGGGUCUUGACGAGAAAGGCGAGUGGUGCUCCAAAAGCCAGGUUGGUGGUUUUGGGGUAUCAGGCCCACAACUUGCUGGAGGUCGAGACAGCAGCACCGACAUUGUCUUGUACUGGCAGGAACAUGCUACUCACUGCGGCGGCAAACAGUGGCAUGAUCCUGGAAACUGGAGACGUCACAUCGGCGUUUCUUCAAACCUUCGAAAGCCUGGAGAAGGAAAACUUGGUGGUUUGGGCGCCAAUUGAAUUGGCGGCCAUGUUUGGAGCAGAUCCAGCAGAUAGCGGAAUGGCAAUGAAGCUGACGAAGGCCUUCUAUGGCUUAGCGCACGCGCCACGAAAGUGGCACGAAACGGUUCUGAAAGCGCUCCGGGAGACCGGAUGGCAGCAACUUCGUGCAGAUCGUUGUUUGUUUGCCUUGCGGGACGGCUCAGGCCGACUGUGCGCGCUGGCAGGCCUGCACGUCGACGAUUUUCUCCUGGCAGGGCUUCCUGGCAACAAGCUGUACCUGGACUCGAAGAAAGCGUUGCAGGAGCGCUUCCGUUUUGGAAAAUGGGAGCAGGCGACUGGAGAAGGCUUCACCUUUGCAGGCUGUCGUGUCAGACAGACGGAGGCUGGCAUUCAGCUGGAUCAGGAAGAGUACGUCAACGACUGGGUGCAGGAGAUCCCGCUAGACCACCAGAGAGCCAAGCAACUUAAGUCUAAGGCGACUCCCAAAGAAAUUGGCGACCUUCGAGCAGCUCUUGGGACUCUGUCGUGGAAGGCCUCACAGACUGGUCCACAGUUUCAGGCGGAAGUGUCGCUGAAGUUGAGCGAGGUGCCCAUGGCCACAGUGAACACCCUGGUCAGUGUCAACAAGCUGGUGCGGGAAGUUCGUCGAACAGCUUCUCAGAGGAUUCUGUUCCCAUGCUGGGGACAGCCAUGGCAGUCCAUCAGUGCAAUGGUGUGGGCCGACGCUAGCCAGGCUAAUCGUCCGAACAAAUCCUCGACAGUGGCUUUCGUUGGCUGCAUGGGUCCACGGGCGAUCCUGGAAGGCGAGGAGGUGUCGCUGGCGCUGGUGGCGUGGCGCAGCUCUAAGUGCCCGCGUGAGAGUCUAGGCUCCAACGGCAGUGAAGUCCAAGCGAUUACCAUAGGCGAAGAUGAAGUGUUUCUCUUGCGAGCCAUGUGGUAUGAAAUCCACGGUGGCGAGAUUUCGAGAUACACGCUUGCCGAAGAGCUGAAGCAGCACACUUCGGGAGGCCUAGUGAUGGAUAGCAAGGGCAUUUUUGAUGCCAUGACAAGAAAUGUAUCGGCCUUGCAUGGCCUGCGAUCCUCGAGGGCGGGUUUUGAACUUACUGUAUCGGUUCAACAAGCGGUUGCCUUAGGGACCCAGCUUAGGUGGGUUAACGGGACUGCUCAGUUAGCCGAUGGUUUGACUAAGGACAAUGCGGGGGCCCGUAGGGGUUUCUUAGAGUUCUUAGCUAGAGGUCAACGGUGGAGUGUGGUUCAUGACCCGUCUUUCACAGCAGGCAAGAAACUGACGAAGCGACAGUUACAGCAGAAGCUUAAGGAUCAAGAGAACUUCUUCGUCGGUGCCUUGAAGGCAUUUGCCGCUUCUUCUCAUUAUCCCUGGUUCGAUUUAGAUCCUAUGCCGUACGAUGAUAUUGAGCCCAGAAACCUCAAAGAAGUAUUAGGGAUAUGA